Messenger RNA from Eurytemora carolleeae, 1459 nucleotides. Its product is annotated as serine/threonine-protein phosphatase 2A regulatory subunit B'' subunit beta. The record is from RefSeq and is a predicted model, not a curated record. Gene Ontology annotation, cellular component: protein phosphatase type 2A complex. Lineage: Eukaryota; Metazoa; Arthropoda; Copepoda; Calanoida; Temoridae. Gene Ontology annotation, molecular function: protein phosphatase regulator activity; calcium ion binding. Gene Ontology annotation, biological process: protein dephosphorylation. The transcript is spliced from 5 exons. The coding region runs from base 16 to 615 and encodes 199 amino acids.
CUGGUUCAGGUAGAUAUGUGUACUCUGGUAGAGAUCUGUACUGAGUACUGCGUACUGGUUCAGGUAGAUAUGUGUAUUCUGGUAGAGAUCUGUACUGUGUACUGCGUACUGGUUCAGGUAGAUAUGUGUACUCUGGUAGAGAUCUGCACUGAGUACUGGUUCAGGUGUAUGGAUGUAGAUGGAGAUGGUGUACUAUCUAUGUACGAGCUAGAAUAUUUCUAUGAAGAACAACUACAAAGAAUGGAACAGCUAGGAAUUGAAACUCUACCUUUCGAUGACUGUUUGUGCCAGAUGUUGGAUAUGAUCCGUCCCCUGACGAGCAACCAGAUCACCUUGAGGGACUUAAAGAAGUGCAAGAUGACACCGAUCUUCUUCGAUACGUUCUUUAACCUGGAGAAGUAUCUGGACCAUGAGCAGAGGGACCCCUUCGCUACACAGAGGGAGACAGACGAGGACGGAAACGAGAUGUCUGACUGGGAUAGGUUUGCGGCGGAGGAAUAUGAACUCCUGGUGGCGGAGGAAGGAACUAACGAAAACAUGGAUGACAUGCCAUACGAGGAAGGACAUUUAUUAGAGGGUGAUGCAGAGGAGACUUUGGAAUCCAUGAAAACUUAAAAUAUUCUUCUUUAAAAAAAGCAGACAAAAGUUCCUUGGAAUUACUGCAGAUCAUCGUCAAUUGGCUCUUCAGUGUUCAGAUAUUGGAUAUCUUAAACAAUUGAUUUCGAUAUCCAGUGUGGUCACUUUUUAGUUUGAGGAUCGAUGCUAAAUUCAUUCAUUUAAGUUUUCUCUGUAGGGUAUGACCACCAUGUAAUAUCGAAGAGGAAUCAAAUUAAUCUGAAAGAUUAUGUGCAAGUUUUGAGAUCAAUGCUUGGUCCCGAGAUCCACAAUACAAAAGUUCUCCUUCAGUGUUCAUAUUGUGACACUUUUGAAAACACUAUUUGAGAAUUUUCUUGAAAGUCAGAAUUAUAUUAAAUAAAUAUAUUAAAAGAAUCCUAUUCCCCUUUCAGUGAUAAUUUUUCGGAAACGUAGAACUUGAAAAAACGAUUAUCUGAAAUGCUCAUUAUGGAAAGUUGAUAAUCCAUUCAGUGAAACGUUGAAAAUGAAACCAGUUGUGUAACGAUUAAAAGUUAUUUCCGUUGGAUUUUGACGAAUUUUGAGUUCUAUCAUAAUUAAAUAGUUCAUGGAAAGCUUAAUUGCUAAUGGAAGUGAAUUAAGUGAAUUUGAUCAAACAUAUGGCUAACCUCUGUGUUUUUCUAAUCAAAUUUAAUUUAUUUAGGAAAUUUUAAACUUUAAAUAUUAUUGAUUUUUGAGUUGAUUUGCUUUUGUAAUAUUGGUGCUAUACACUUUAUAGAUUUUAACCCCUUCAGGGGUCUGUUGUUAAAUGUGACAUUAUAAAUAGUUAUAUACUUAAUAUUCAUUCGUUCAUACAUUCUGAUAAAUAAAUACUAAUCCUAUUAGA